GGCGGGGCUGCAAUAUGCAAGCGGAAGUGAGCGACCUGUUUCAGAAAUUACUGCUCUGAACCGUUUCUUUAUUCCACGGAUAAACAACGAACAUUUUCUUGGAAUUUGUUUAUUUAUAUAUAGCCAUAUCUGGUAAUAUAAAAACAACAACAACUCACGCGUUGUGUAGAUAUGUGUUAGGUAUAAUGGUUCAGUCCAACUUUACCAUAUCGUGUGAAAUAAUAUGCUAGCAUCUGUAGCGAGGGAACUGUAACGAGAGGGUAAUGUUAAAAAAAAAUAAAGGCAGAGAAAGCAGCGAAGUGGUGAAAAACUACCACAAGCAAGCGUUUGAGUAUAUAUCUAAGGCACUGAGAAUCGACGAAGAUGACACAGGGGAGAAAGAGGAAGCUCUGCAGUGGUACAAGAAGGGCAUUGUUGAACUGGAGAGUGGCAUUGCAGUGACGAUCAUGGGACAAGGAGAGCAAUAUGAGAGAGCCAAGAGACUUCAGGAUAAAAUGAUCACCAAUCUCACCAUGGCUAAAGAUAGGCUCGCUCUUUUAGAGGCCACUAUGGCCUCCAAAGGCACAACUCAAACCCAGAUUACUUCAAAUAAUACCCUGCACCAAACAAAACCUCCUCCUAAAAGUCAGCCAGCGGUUCGAGGGUUGUCCAAAAGCAUCCGGCCCUCCACGGCAGGCAAACCACCUUGCAGAACACCUGAUUUAAAGGUAACGCCACGAGUGGGGAGAGCUCAAAAACCGCCUCAGAAACGGGAUAUAAAACAUUUUAAGAAUGUGGACAGCAAACUGGCUAACUUGAUCCUGAAUGAAAUUGUUGACACUGGGAUAUCUGUUACAUUCAACGAUAUUGCUGGCCAGGAUCUGGCCAAGCAAGCACUCCAGGAGAUUGUCAUCCUUCCUGCCUUACGACCGGAGCUCUUCACUGGUUUGAGAGCUCCAGCACGAGGUUUGCUCUUAUUUGGUCCACCUGGAAAUGGGAAAACAAUGCUGGCCAAAGCUGUAGCAGCAGAGUCGAAUGCCACUUUUUUCAACAUCAGUGCUGCCAGUUUGACUUCCAAAUAUGUGGGAGAGAGUGAGAAGCUUGUCCGAGCAUUAUUUGCAGCUGCCAGAGAAUUACAGCCCUCUGUCAUCUUUAUUGAUGAAGUUGACAGUUUGCUUUGUGAAAGGAGGGAAGGAGAACAGGAGUUUUCACGUCGUUUAAAAACAGAGUUCCUCGUCGAGUUUGAUGGGGUGCAGUCUGGAGCAGAUGACAGGGUGCUUGUCAUGGGAGCCACCAACAGACCUCAGGAGCUUGAUGAAGCAGUACUAAGGCGCUUUGCCAAAAGGGUCUACGUGGCAUUGCCUGAUGAGAAGACAAGGGCCUCACUUAUGGAGCAUCUUUUAGCGAAGCAUGGGAGUCCGCUGUGCAAAAAUGAGUUGAUCGCUCUUGCAAAAGCGACUGCAGGAUAUUCAGGAAGUGAUCUGACAUCAUUAGCGAAGGACGCUGCACUUGGGCCAAUUAGAGAAUUGGGACCUGACCAAGUCCGGCACAUGGCUGCAAAUCAGAUGAGAAACAUCAAGAUGAAAGACUUUGAGGAUUCCCUAAAGCGCAUCAAGCCCAGCGUUAGCCCAGCGACUCUCAAUAUGUACACCCAAUGGAACAAGAAUUUUGGUGACACAACUGCUUUUUGAUUGUAAUUCAGCUGUAUAGCAAAUAUAAAGUUGACACUCCUGUAGAGGCACAACACAUCCUAGCUUUGUUGACAAGCAUGUAUAGGUCUCCUAUAGAAAUAUUUAGGAUUUUGAUUUACUGUUUGAAUUUCCUGUUUUAUGAGGAACAUAACUGGAUGGUGCAAUUUGUAUUAUGAGUUUCAUUAUAUUUGAUACACUCUGCAGCACUUUUGUUGUACUGUAUAUUAUUUUAUCUCAGAAAUGUCCUCUGAUUUUUGAAGUUUUUUUUCUGCCACCAGAGGGCAGCACAGUGUUGCAAAGCCUUGAGUUAGCCCCGAUUAGAGUAACUUACAUGAUGUUUCACUUUCAUUAAAUAUAACACACCAAGUGAUUGGAAAAUGUACCCAAAACAGUAGUUAAAGUGUGGGAAAAGGGGAAAGAAGUUGUAAACCCAAUGACCUUUUGCCUUCUAUAAUAUUUUCAUCUGAAUAACACUUUUUACAAUUAAUAUUUCAAAGAACUUUACACUCUAGUCUACACUAACACCUUUUAAUGAUUGCAUCUGUAUGAGUCUGCGAUUCAGUUUUGCAGACACAAGCGGAUGCUUAUGUUUUUGUAGCUUCUCUACAACUCUGGUCUGUAUCUGCAUCUGGAAUCUACAGGUUUUACAAGCAGUUGGACAUGUGUGGAAUGCUGUGAAAACAACAAAUAAAUAUCCUCUUUUACAAUAUUGA
Molecule: messenger RNA, 2383 nt
Organism: Nerophis lumbriciformis (worm pipefish)
Lineage: Eukaryota; Metazoa; Chordata; Actinopteri; Syngnathiformes; Syngnathidae
Gene: spast
Product: spastin
Cellular component (GO): microtubule cytoskeleton
Molecular function (GO): ATP hydrolysis activity; ATP binding
Source: RefSeq, a predicted model, not a curated record